AUGGCUUCGGACGUCCAACAGACGGUCGCCGACUGCCGGUCGUGCGCCCGCGUGAGGGGAACGCAAUACCGCCAGCAGAAGAAGCUAACGUUGUUCCCCGCCGCCGGGCCGCUAGAAUUCGUCGCCAUGGACCUGUAUGGGCCCUUGCCAAAAACCCCACACGGGAACCGCCACAUAUUGGUCAUCACGGACCGCUUUACCAAGCUGUGCCGAGCUAUACCCCUUCGGACGACUCAAGCUCAGCAGGUUGCUCAGACCUUCCUUGACGCGUGGGUGUACCCGUAUGGCAUGCCGGAUACACUACUGACCGACAACGGACCCCAGUUCACAGCUAAAUUCUUCGAAGCUGUAUGCGGCCUUCUCGGAAUUCGGCACGUGCUCACGACGGCCUAUCAUCCGCAAACUAACGGUCAGGCCGAGAGGUUCAACCGGACGUUGGCGACCCGAUUGCGGCAUUACGUCUCCGAACACCAACGGGACUGGGACGAUUACGUACAACCCUUGACGUACGCGUACAAUAUGCAAGUCCACAAGUCGACGGGUACGACCCCCUUUGACCUCGUCUUGACGCGGCACCCACCAGGGAUAUCGGUCCAAGCUCCUUCUAGCGCCAUACCGUCCCCAAAUGGGAGUGAACCGACAUCGGCACAAAUGAAGCGAAUCACCCUACAGCGGGUGCGGAAGAUUCUCUCCCGCGCGGGUACCAAGUUGACACACGCCCAAGCACAGUACAAGAGAAAUUUCGACAAGGCCGUAAGGACGUUACCCUCCUUCGAGGUCGGACAGGAGGUCUUUCUCGACAGACCCCCGGAUUUUUCUGCGACGCCGCUCGAGAAUGAGGACGGCCACCGGAAACUCCUUCCUAAAACGACAGGUCCCUAUAGGUUCAUAAAGGCGCCAGUGGACGGAGACACCGUCACGAUUGAGCGCAACGGUCUCUUGGAUGCAGUAUCCAUAAACCGUGUGACAAAGGUGCCGCAACCCUCCAUCCCGAAGGCCCCCUCGUCCGUAAGGUCGACGCCCAUGGCGAUACCCCCGGCAAGCGGAACCACACCACCCGAAAAGGCCUCCGUAUCACGGACCACCCGGACGGUCUCCAUCGACCCAGACAGCGAGGUCCCCGUCCAUCAGGACCCCGCUGAGGCCGAAGCGGAUACAGAGCACGCCAUAGACCGCAUCGUCGCCCAUGGCGAGGCGGACGACGGCUCCCCACUUUAUCGCGUCCGAUGGUUCGGCUAUAGCCCCAAAGAGGACACCUGGGAGCGAGCGGAUAACCUCCCAGAGAACUUCAUCCGCCGAUACCGAGCUAGACACUGA
Chondrus crispus (carragheen) is the source of this 1317-nucleotide messenger RNA. RefSeq lists its product as hypothetical. Gene Ontology annotation, molecular function: nucleic acid binding. The coding region runs from base 1 to 1317 and encodes 438 amino acids. Gene Ontology annotation, biological process: DNA integration. The transcript has a single exon. Lineage: Eukaryota; Rhodophyta; Florideophyceae; Gigartinales; Gigartinaceae. The record is from RefSeq and is a predicted model, not a curated record.